AUGGAGCCCUGGAAUUCCACCCUGGGAAGUGGCUUCAUAUUGAUGGGGAUUCUGAAUGAUAGUGGUUCUCCUGAGCUGCUCUGUGCCAUAAUCUCAGUCCUGUACAUGUUGGCCCUGACCAGCAAUGGCCUCCUUCUCCUGGUGAUCACAGUGGACUCCCGCCUGCAUGUGCCCAUGUACUUCCUGCUCGGGCAGCUCUCAUUCAUGGACCUUCUCUUCACAUCUGUUGUCACUCCCAAGGUCCUCUUGGAUUUUCUGCGUGAUGAAAACACUGUUUCCUUUUGGGGCUGUGCCCUUCAGAUGUUUCUGGCACUGACCCUGGGUGGUGCAGAGGACCUCCUACUGGCCUUCAUGGCCUAUGACAGGUAUGUGGCCAUUUGUCAUCCUCUGAACUACAUGGUCCUCAUGAGGCCAAGGGUCUGCUGGCUCUUGGUGGCCACAUCCUGGAUCCUGGCAUCCCUGAGUGCUCUAGGACAUACCAUAUAUACUAUGCACUAUCCCUUCUGCAAAGUCCGGAAGAUCAGACACCUGCUCUGUGAGAUCCCACCUCUGCUGAAACUGGCCUGUGCAGAUACCUCCAGAUAUGAGCUCAUGUUGUAUGUGAUGGGUGUGACCUUCCUGAUAUCCCCUCUUGUUGCUAUCCUUGCCUCCUACACACUAAUCCUAUUUACUGUACUCAGCAUGCCCUCAAAUGAAGGGAGGCAGAAAGCCCUCGUCACCUGCUCUUCCCACCUGACUGUGGUUGGGAUGUUCUAUGGAGCAGCCACGUUCAUGUAUGUCCUGCCCAGUUCCCUCCACAGCUCCAGACAGGACAACAUCAUCUCUGUUUUCUACACAAUUGUCACCCCAGCCCUGAACCCCCUCACCUAUAGCCUGAGGAAUAAGGAGGUCAUGGGAGCCUUGAGGAGGGUCCUGGGAACAUCCAUUUUGCCAACACACUCCACCAUCUAGGGAGGUGCCUGUCUCUUACUAUUCCUUCUCUAAAUAAAAAUAUUAUAUACAUUCAAGUCUUUAUAUGAAACUCUGAGAAAAUACAAACACUUAAAUUUUUUUUCAUUUCAAUUCUAUUCUGUAGCUUUGAGCACAGAGACCAGAAGCUGUGCUCACAUGGGAUGCAUCACCCUGACCUUGGAUACCCAUGAUGUAAAAAGAAUUAGAAAAAAUAUAAGCAUGGAAUAUGUGCCUUAGAUUCACUCUGUAGGGAAUUUUCCUGAAAUGAUUAGCAGGUGGACAUGGUAGGGGGUUAAGUUUCGAUUUCAUUAUCAUGUAACAGUAAGAAACAGCCAUAGUUUUAGGCUGACCAAACUACAAUGGCCUUGUAACAUGGGAGGAGAUCUUCGCUCCUUACCUGGAUUCUUAUAUAAUUAAUAGAGUGACGAAUCCCCAGAAGAUAAAUUUGGCUUCUUGUUGGUUAGGCAAAUGGAUGUUUGUA
Molecule: messenger RNA, 1432 nt
Organism: Manis pentadactyla (Chinese pangolin)
Lineage: Eukaryota; Metazoa; Chordata; Mammalia; Pholidota; Manidae
Product: olfactory receptor 2AG1-like
Exons: 1
Coding region: 1-951 (316 amino acids)
Biological process (GO): G protein-coupled receptor signaling pathway
Cellular component (GO): membrane
Molecular function (GO): G protein-coupled receptor activity; olfactory receptor activity
Source: RefSeq, a predicted model, not a curated record